Messenger RNA from Bactrocera latifrons, 964 nucleotides. RefSeq names its product proteasome subunit beta type-5-like. Gene Ontology annotation, molecular function: threonine-type endopeptidase activity. The record is from RefSeq and is a predicted model, not a curated record. The coding region runs from base 86 to 901 and encodes 271 amino acids. The transcript is spliced from 2 exons. Gene Ontology annotation, cellular component: proteasome core complex. Lineage: Eukaryota; Metazoa; Arthropoda; Insecta; Diptera; Tephritidae.
UAAAAUUUUGCUUGUCAUCUGUAACCAAGUCCAUUAUUCACUACUUUGUCUACAGAAGAAAAUAGUAAUAUUUGUGUUUGUUAAAAUGGCUUUGGCGGAAAUAGCUGGUAUUGCAAACGCACCAUUCUUAAAAGAAAAAAAUAAUAAAAUCCGGUUCUCAAGUCAGACAUAUAACCUUGAGAACCCUUACUGCUUGUUGGCACCGCCAUCUAAUGGGUUGGUGGAUAUAAGAUCUAUGCAGACCGCUGGAUCACAAAGCGGUAUUAAAAUUGAUUACGACCACGGCACAACAACUUUGGGAUUCAGGUACAAAGGUGGCGUUAUAUUGGCGGUUGAUUCUCGUGCGACUGGUGGUCAGUUUAUUGGUUCUCAAGAAAUGAAGAAAAUUGUGGAAAUCAACAAAUAUUUGUUGGGUACAUUAGCUGGUGGUGCUGCUGAUUGUGUAUAUUGGGAUCGUGUUCUUGCAAAGGAAUGUCGUCUACAUGAACUACGGAACAAAAAGCAUAUUUCUGUGGCAGCGGCAAGUAAAAUCAUGGCGAAUAUUGCUCAUGAGUAUAAGGGUAUGGGUUUGAGCAUGGGUAUGAUGCUAGCUGGUUAUGAUGAUAAAGGUGCUGGUCUAUACUAUGUUGAUUCGGAAGGAUCUCGAUCGCCAGGAAAUAUAUUUUCCGUGGGAAGUGGUUCAAUUUAUGCGUAUGGUGUACUUGACUCUGGGUACAAAUAUGACUUGGAGGAUCAAGAAGCCUACGAAUUAGGUCAACGUGCUAUAUAUCACGCAACAUUCAGAGAUGCUUAUUCCGGUGGUAUUAUUCGAGUAUACCACUUAAAAAAAGAUGGUUGGAUAAAAAUAUCGGAGCGCGAUUGCAAAGAUCUUCACUAUAGAUACCAAGAAGAAGAAAAUUAAUAUUUUAUUAAUCAAUCCAUAAAUAAAGUUUGACUAAUAAAUAUGGUUGAAAGCUUUAAUAAA